CUCUGUCUGUAGAUACUUCCAUCGUCUUGCUAACUGCUGCGCUAUUUGGAUUUACGUGCAAAGCGCGAGUGGGAAAAUCCUGUGAUGUCGUCGGAAAAACGCGAUAGAAUUUUCCGACCAUCGGCCUCAGCGCCAGCAUUUGGAAGUCAGAAAACUUCCACGCCGAAUCCGUCCGUGUGGUUUCGCCGAAGGGCGCGCCAGCGGAAGGCGUCUAGUCAGUCGCAUCAGAGCAAGACUGGUGACUCGUCGUCGCACGUGAGGAAUGGGAAUAGCAGCAGCAGCGGCACCAGUGCCGCCCAGGCGAGACAGGCAAAUGGGCAGCUGAAGAAGCGUGUCCUCCUGUCGCCCUGGAUGAUGAUCAUCGGCAGCUGCUGCCUCGGCAUCGCGUGCUACUUUGGAUACGUCGGAUACUUGGAAACGCGCGUCAAUACGCCUUUCGAUGACCAGAAGAUGGUCCGACGGAGCGGCCUCAGUGAUCCAGACCGCUACUGGGGCUCCUACCGGCCGGGCACGUACUUCGGGAUGAAGACUCGCGACCCGCACUCCCUCGUCAUGGGCCUGAUGUGGUACUCGCCGUCGCGACUCGGUCCCGGCGGCGAUGGCAUUCGGCACUGGUGCGAGCUGAGCGACCGGAUGGACCAGUACGGGUGGGUUCAGCACGACGGCAGGACGUUCGGGGUGCAGGAGAUACACGACGGGCCGCUGAAGCUGGAGACGUCGUUCGUGAAGUACUCCGGAGGAUCCUUCGGGGGCGACUGGACGGCCAGGGUGAGCGUGGCGAGUGAAAGCAUGCACUCGGAGGAGGAGGUGUCAAUUAUCUGGUAUACGGCGCUGGACGAGAAGACUGGCGGAUGGAUUACGCCCGACCGCACGGACCUCUUGGCGGGAAUUCGGGGAGACACACCAGGAUUGGGGGAGUUUUCCCUGUCUCUGCACGAGACGAAUGGCACUGUUCUUCACAAAUCCUACGUGAGCACAGUGGCAAUGAGUCUUCAGUACCUUCGCGAGGCAAUCACGUCGAACCUGAGGAUUUCCCACAGUCACGAGCUGCAGAGGAAGUUCAUCAGUCUCGCCGGAGAGGUUCUCAGGACAAACACGGGAUCUGUGGUGGAGCCCAAUUUCAUUGCUCAUCAGCUGACUGUGAGGCUUCCCUUCACCCUGGACAUCGUUUAUCACUCUGAGGAGAUGCCUAGUCAGGCCUUGGGUGGGCCACCAGUGGGUGAAGUGUACCUGGAGGCUCUGAAUGCCAAACGCCGGGAGUUCAGUGAGAGAUUCGAGAAGACGUUUCACUUGCAGAACAAGGGAUAUUCUGCCAAGGAGAUUCGCUUCGCUGAGGCAGCUUUGAGCAACAUGUUAGGCGGAAUUGGAUACUUCUACGGAUCGUCACGCGUGCAGAGUGUCCACACCAAGGAGCCCGUGCCCUACUGGAAGGCGCCACUCUACACGGCUGUGCCUUCGCGGUCGUUCUUCCCGCGUGGCUUCCUCUGGGAUGAGGGCUUUCACGGACUCCUGAUUUCCACGUGGGACGUUGACAUCUCCAUUGACAUUGUGGCUCACUGGUUUUCCCUCAUGAAUGUGGAGGGAUGGAUCCCGAGGGAGCAGAUCCUCGGAGUUGAGGCUCUGGCCAAAGUGCCUGAAGAGUUUGUCACGCAGAGGAACACUGAUGCCAAUCCGCCGACAAUUCUGUUGCUGCUCAACCGCAUCCUCACACGAUCGGGAAACAAUCUCAACACGAAGGAGCGUCUGGCCACCCUGGAUCGUCUCUUCCCACGCCUGCAGGCCUGGUUCACGUGGUUCAACACUACGCAGCGCGGAGACUCCAUGGGAACGUACAGGUGGCGCGGCCGGACGGAGAAUUCGGUGAGAGAGCUCAAUCCAAAGACCCUGACAAGUGGCCUGGAUGACUAUCCGCGAGCCUCGCAUCCCAGUGAUAGGGAGCGUCACGUGGACUUGCGGUGCUGGAUUGCCUUUGCCGCUAAAGUGAUGGGCGACUUGGCGCGGCUGGUGGGCAGAGAUGACACCAAGUAUCUGGAAACGUACUUCUAUCUCUCGGACAAUGCCCUGCUCAAUGAACACCACCUGUCGCCUUACACGGAGACCUACACCGAUUGGGGCCUCCACACGGACUCAGUGGUGCUCAAGAGGCCCCCCGUGAAGCCCGCCGCCCACGGGAAGCCGCCGCAGCAGCAAGAGAUGGUGAGAGUGACCAACAAGGCGCCGGAACUGAGGUACAUCGACUCCACGUUCGGAUACGUGAGCCUCUUCCCACUCCUGCUCGAGAUCCUCACCGCCGACUCGCCUUAUCUGGGGAAGAUGCUCAAGGACAUGCGAGAUCCCAACGGAAUGUGGUCGGACUACGGCCUCAGGAGCCUCUCUAAGAUGUCACCGCUGUACAUGAAGAGGAACACCGAGCACGAUCCGCCCUACUGGCGCGGCGCCGUGUGGAUGAACAUCAACUACCUGGCCCUCAAGGCGCUCCACCACUACGGCAGCCAGCCGGGGCCGCACAGCGAGCUGGCCAGGAGCGUCUAUGUGGAGCUGAGGCACAAUCUGGUCAGCAAUGUGAUCAAGCAGUAUCAGCGCUCUGGAUAUCUGUGGGAGCAGUACAGUGAUAAGACGGGCGAGGGAUCGGGAUGCUAUCCGUUCACAGGAUGGAGCGCUCUCACGGUCCUCAUCAUGGCAGAGCAAUACUAAGAGACUCGGAAUUAUAGUUCGUUUUCCCUUCUGUGAAUAAAAAUUGCGCUACUCGCUUGCGUACUGGACAAUUAGUGAGUGGUUCGAGAUAGACAUUCAAAUUUACAGUCUUCAGGAGCGUUUAUUUGUGUUUUUGUAGAAAAAUUAAAGUGAUUUCUGGCAUUUAAACUCUAAAACUGGAUUUUAAUUCUCUUAGUUCGCAUG
This is a messenger RNA of Phlebotomus argentipes, 2898 nucleotides long. It is a transcript of the gene GCS1, whose product is annotated as mannosyl-oligosaccharide glucosidase. Gene Ontology annotation, molecular function: Glc3Man9GlcNAc2 oligosaccharide glucosidase activity. The coding region runs from base 85 to 2694 and encodes 869 amino acids. Gene Ontology annotation, cellular component: endoplasmic reticulum membrane. The record is from RefSeq and is a predicted model, not a curated record. Gene Ontology annotation, biological process: protein N-linked glycosylation; oligosaccharide metabolic process. NCBI's taxonomy places the organism in Eukaryota, Metazoa, Arthropoda, Insecta, Diptera, Psychodidae. The transcript has 3 exons.